Orussus abietinus is the source of this 2562-nucleotide messenger RNA. RefSeq names its product hemicentin-1. The transcript is spliced from 14 exons. The coding region runs from base 17 to 2431 and encodes 804 amino acids. NCBI's taxonomy places the organism in Eukaryota, Metazoa, Arthropoda, Insecta, Hymenoptera, Orussidae. The record is from RefSeq and is a predicted model, not a curated record.
CAGGUGAUCGCCAGCGAUGCGCGCCCUCCGGCACACCUGGGCCCUCGCCCUCGCGUGCUUCGAGGUCUCCUGCCUCGUCAGGGCCGAGUCCAAGAAGAGCGCCGACCACGAGCGUGCCGAUCUACACGACCGAGCAGUGCCCAUGGUGUCGGUGCAAGGGGUGGCCGGCCAGAAGGGGGUGCUGCCGUGUGACAUCCAACCCCGUGAUAACAACGAUUCCGUAUCAGUGGUGCUCUGGUUCAAGGAGACCGCCAGCGAGUUUAAGGCCUUCUACCGAUACGACGCCCGGUACCGACAGCCUGGUGUUCAGAUCCUCGGUACCAGGGCGAUCUUCCACCUGGGUAAACCUGCCGAGCUCUGGAUCCAAGACACCCACCAGAGCGACGAGGGGGUGUACAGGUGCAGGGUGGACUUUCGUAACUCGCCCACCAGGAAUUACAAGGUCAACUUUACCGUCAUAUUGCCGCCGUCGAAGCCGAUAAUCUACGACGCGAAAAGGCGCGACAUGAGCAAGCUGGUGGAGGCGUAUCCAGAGGGCGCCAACCUCACCCUGGUCUGCGAGGUGCAUGGAGGUAGACCCAGGCCGAAGGUCGAGUGGUACUUGGAGAACCAGCUCAUAGACUCGAGCUACGAGGCGAAGGAGAGCCCCAGCCCUGCUGGGAAGGACGGCCUGGUGACCAUCAACCACCUGACCAUGGGGGGGCUGACCAGGACCCAUCACAACUCCAGGCUCUCCUGCAAGGCCAGAAACACCCAUCUCGCCCCACCACCCACCACCGCCAUCAUCAUCGUCAUCAACAUGAGGCCGCUAACGGUAGAAAUUGCGACAAAGGAGAGGACCGUUUCGGCGGAGAAGAAAUACGAGAUCGAAUGCAGAAGCACCGGGUCGAGACCCCCUGCAGUGCUGACCUGGUGGAGAGGAUCUAGGCAGCUGAAGACCGCCGUGAAGAACUUCCAGGAGACCGGGGCGAGCGUCAGCGUCGUGCAAUGGACGCCUAGCGUCGAGGACGAGGGCAAGCAUCUGAUCUGUCGGGCGGAGAAUCCGCAAUUGCCGGAAGCGUCCAUCGAGGACAAGUGGAAGCUGGAGGUCCAUUUCAAGCCCAUCGUCACUCUGCGAAUGGGCUUACCCCUGAAUCCCGAGGGCAUCAAGGAGGGCGACGACGUCUACUUCGAGUGCAACGUCAGAGCAAACCCCUCGGCUUACAGACUCACCUGGUACCACAACAACGAGGAACUCCAUCGCAACGUGACCGCAGGCGUGGUGCUGUCCGAUCAGUCGUUGGUUCUUCAAGGUAUCACCAGGGAUUCCACAGGAAAUUAUACUUGCCUCGCCACGAACGUGGAAGGGCGGCAGACCUCCAACGUCGUGUCCUUAAAUGUGAUGUUCGCGCCGAUUUGCAAGCACGUUGUCAACUUCGGGGGCUGGAGGUAUCAGAACGCGACCCCGCCUCCUUACAACGUCCCCGAGGAACUACAUGGCGCCCUGAAACACGAGACCGUCAGUCUGGUUUGCGAAGUCGAUGCCAGUCCAACGACGGUUACCUUUCAGUGGACUUUCAACAGUAGUGGUGACCUAACCAACAUUCCGACCUCGAAGUACACGAACGAGGGCACCACCAGUCGUUUGAACUACACCCCGGAAACGGACAUGGACUAUGGGACCCUAGGAUGUUGGGCCAGGAAUUUUGUCGGCGCCUCGAAGCAACCCUGUCUCUAUCAGGUGGUAGCAGCAGGCAGGCCGUUCCCGCUGCAGAACUGCACCUCCUACAGCCACAGCGGGGCCUGGGUCAGGAUUUCCUGUAUAGAGGGCUUCGACGGGGGCCUGCCGCAGAAAUUCGUGGCGAUGGUGGACAAGCAACGCUGGGAGUCCGCUUAUCCCUACUGGGAAAUCGAGCUGGUGAAGCCCAGCAGGGUUGCGCUCUACGCGGUCAACGUCAAGGGCUCCAGUGAUCCCGUCUUCAUGGACGGCAUCGCUUUGAAAGGCGUCGAGAAAUUCACCGGCGAGUCCGGCUCGUCGGUGGACAUGUCGCCGAUCUUAAUCGGUCUUGGAGGCACUGCCACGGGGCUUGGAUUAAUCGUGACCGGCGUUCUAAUGGCCCUCUGGAGAAGACACGCCGCUACCCCGGCAAAACCAAAACCUCCCCAGCAGCCCACGAUCGCCACUUUCACGGGGAAGGGCGAGGAGGACGACGGAAAUCCUGACCUCAUCCCAACAACGGCGCUCUCCAAUCAUGCUGACAGAAAGCUACCAAUUUACGGAUCUCUACCCCGAGGACCUCGUCACGUGGAAGGCCGAGAGCAUCCACACGACGUGCUAGAAGACCCGGAGUGCCAGCGAAGAACUGCCAACACGUUUUACAGCCUUCGGAGGCCGACUCGUUAUCCGGAGGCCAUCAUCAGAGGCACUGCCAUUCAGGAGAGCUGCAUUUAAGGGUGGAUGACGAUCGAGGGAUCCCUUCUAAGGAGAGGACGGAAGGGCCGCAUCAUCCGCUCCCACCUGGUCGUAAACGGGAAACAUUCGGAAUUACGACAUGUUAUACAUGUUUAAACGACGAGACGAUA